CCACUACUCCCACCUACCUACCUACCAACCUUCCAUUCAUUCACCCAUCGCAACCACGCCCCACUUCCCCGUGUCGCGUCCAUCGCAAACAAGCCCCUCGAUCGCGUCACCUCACUCCUGGCCACCCACUCCACCCAUCCCCAGUCGCCCCGGGCAUGGCUCCGUAGCCCGUCCGUCGAGCUCGAUACGAUACCUCUUUCAUCUCGGUGAUCGAAUCGAAUUCCAUCUAGCAUCCCAUCCGAUCGACCAGAGCUGUCCAGCUCCAUCCACGCGACAGGGAGGACGGGGGAAUCCGGAGGGGGUUUGGAGAAGAUCGGAACAUACAUACAUAGUUGAAGCAAAUACGUGACGGCAUGCUUCUCCGGUUACCGCCUAGUCUUCAUUACCCGAUUACCGUCACGUCGCUGCUCAAACAGCCCGGUGAUGCGGUGGAACGGGAUGAGGCGCUGUUUUGGUAUGUGUACCAGACGACUGUCACGGAGGGUGAUGGGCUAGGGAAUAAGGUGGAGGUCAAGCGGAAGUUUCCGACUAAGUUUGAGUCGACGGUUGAUGGCGAGAUCGUGCAGUGGAAGGUGGCGAAGGGGGAUGUCAUUGAUGAACCGGUUGAUGUUUUGGAAAUUGAUGAGCCAUGUGCUCAUGAAGUUCAGUUUGGGGGGCUUUGUGCGGAGUGUGGCAAGGAUAUGACUGAGUCCUCGUACAAUACCGAAGUGACGGACAUUAUGCGCGCCCCGAUUCAGAUGGCCCACGAUAAUACCACGCUCACUGUCAGUGCGAGAGAAGCUACGCGCGUGGAAGAAGAUGCAAAGCGUCGUCUACUAUCGACUCGGAAGCUGUCCCUCGUUGUGGAUCUGGAUCAGACUAUCAUCCACGCUACUGUUGACCCGACCGUGGGAGAAUGGAUGCAGGAUAAAGACAACCCGAACUACCAGGCUCUGAGCGAUGUCCGUGUCUUCCAGCUGGUGGACGAUGGACCGGGGAUGCGCGGGUGCUGGUACUAUGUCAAGCUACGGCCGGGGCUGGAGUCGUUUCUGGAGAACGUGUCGGAGAUGUUUGAGCUGCAUAUCUACACCAUGGGAACCAGGUCCUAUGCGCAACAUAUCGCUAGUAUUAUAGAUCCUGACCGGAAACUCUUCGGUGACCGUAUCCUGAGUCGAGACGAGAGUGGGAGUCUGACGGCCAAGAACCUGCACCGGUUGUUCCCGGUGGACACGAAGAUGGUCGUCAUCAUCGACGACCGCGGGGAUGUCUGGCGCUGGAGCCCUAAUCUCAUCAAGGUGUCUCCCUAUGAGUUCUUCGUCGGUAUUGGGGACAUCAACUCGAGCUUCCUUCCCAAGAAACAGGAGCUGGGCAAGUCCGGUGACAAGCCGGCGCCCAAGCCAUCCAAGGGAGCGCUUGAAGAGCACCACGUGAAUGGGGCAACCGCGAAGACAGACGAGCAGAGCGAGGUUUCGACAUUAGAGCAGCUGGUAACGAUGGGUGGUGGAGACAAUCCGAGGUUAUUGCAGGAGCAAAGCGACGCGCAAGAAGAGUCAAUCAUGCAUCAGGUGGAAGACCGGCCGUUGUUGCAGAAACAAAGGGAGCUGGACGCGGAAGAUGAUGCGGCGGAGAGUGGCAGCGAUUCCUCCAGCAGCAUGGACGAGUCGCAGGACAUGAGCAAGCACCGGCACCAUCUGCUGGAAGACAACGACCGGGAGCUGUUUGAUCUGGAGGUCCGACUGGAGCGAGUACAUCGGAAUUUCUUCGACGAAUACGACCGCCAGAAGUCGCGAGGGCUGGGCGGGAGAGUGGCUGCGCUGCGAGGCGAGAAGGCGCCCUCGAAGGAGAAGGACGUCGACCUGAAACUGGUGCCUGACAUCAAGGAUAUCAUGCCCCUUAUCAAGCGUCCCGUCCUCACUGGUGUGGUCCUGGUGUUCUCCGGAGUCCUUCCGCUUGGAACGGACACGCAGAAUGCAGACAUCUCCCUCUGGGCGAAGAGUUUCGGCGUGGCCAUCUCUCAGAAGAUCAACGGGAGAACCACGCACCUCGUCGCCGGACGCAACCGCACUGCCAAGGUCCGGGAGGCGACCCGAUACUCCAAAAUCCAGAUCGUCACGACGCAGUGGCUCCUCGACUGCCUGACGCAGUGGAAGCGACUCCCGGAGGAACCCUACCUCCUUCCCGUGCACCCCGAAGACCGGGGGGAGCCGAUCUCCCCCGACUCCAAGGAAAUGGCCGAGGGUUCGUGGAUUUCGUCGGACGACGAAGCGAUGGCCGAGUCGGUCGACGAGGAGAUGUCCCAGUUCGCAGGCAUUGACGCGACGUCGCCCAUCGGUUACGACGAGGAGCAGCAAGCGGCUGUGCACGACGAACUGAAGGAGUUCCUGGGCAGCGACGACGAGAGCGAAAGCGACACUGACGUGUCGGUUCUGGACGAGAUUCCGAGUCCCGGCAAGAAACGGAAGCGCGAAGAGGACGAAAGCGCCGACGACGUGGAGACGGACAACCCCAGCGAAGAGGUCGACGUCCACGGAUCGCGUCUGGCGCAGCGCAUCAAACGGUCGUACGAGCGGUCCACCGGACUGAAGGAAGUUGCCAGCGCGGGCGUGGAGUCGGCCUUCAAGCAGGCCCAGGCCCAGGCCCAGGUCCCAUCCGACACCGACGCCGACACGCCCGAGGAGCCCACAUCCCAGCCACAGGAGCCCGUGGAAGAAGACGACGACGAACUCGAGCGGGAGAUGAUGGCGGCGUUUGAAGACGGCGAGGAGCCGGCGGAUGACGAGAAGAUUGCGAAUGAGAACGAAUGAGUCUUCCUUAGGUUAGGUUAAGUUAGGCUAGGACUUAGGGGUUGUAUGUUGAAUUGUAUGUUGGGGGUUGUUUUGCUCUUUUUUUUUGUUUUUCUUUUUUUUCUCUUUUACU
This is a messenger RNA of Aspergillus heteromorphus CBS 117.55, 2895 nucleotides long. It is a transcript of the gene fcpA, whose product is annotated as protein-serine/threonine phosphatase. Gene Ontology annotation, molecular function: RNA polymerase II CTD heptapeptide repeat phosphatase activity. The transcript is spliced from 3 exons. Gene Ontology annotation, cellular component: nucleus. NCBI's taxonomy places the organism in Eukaryota, Fungi, Ascomycota, Eurotiomycetes, Eurotiales, Aspergillaceae. Bases 354 to 2783 code for a protein of 809 amino acids. The record is from RefSeq and is a predicted model, not a curated record.